GAAGAUUGGGAUAUCAAACAAUAUGGCGGAAGAAGUGAAGCUUUUGAAGACAUGGUCAUCCCGUUUUGGAUUAAGGGUUGUUUGGGCGUUGAAGCUAAAGGGUAUACAGUAUGAAGCAUUUGAUGAAGAUCUAUCCAACAAGAGUGCUUUACUUCUUCAGUAUAAUCCCGUCUACAAGAAAGUUCCAGUGCUUGUUCACAAUGGAAAACCCAUCUCGGAGUCGCUUGUGAUUCUUGAAUAUAUUGAUGAGACAUGGAAGCAAAAUCCCAUGUUGCCCCAACAUCCUUUGGAGAAAGCCAGGCAACGCUUCUGGGCCAAAUUCAACGAUGAAAAGCUUCUACCAUCAAUAUCGGGUAUUUUCACCAAAGAAGGAAAAGAGCGAGAGGAAGCUGUUGCAGCAUCACUGGAGAACUUGAAAUUUGUAGAAGAAGAGCUGAAGGGAAAGAAAUUCUUCGGUGGAGAAAAGAUAGGACUGGCUGAUCUCGUUUUUGGUUGGCUUGCAAACUUGAUCUGUGUUUUUGAAGAGGUACUUGGCUUUAAAAUAAUUGAUGAGAGAUUUCCAUUGUUAUUGGCCUGGAUGAAGGAGUUUUCGCAACUCCCAAUAAUCAAAGACAACUGGCCACCUCAUGACAAGAUGAUCAUCAAGUACCAAGAACAAUAUGACAAAUACCAUCCUGCGAAAUGAACUGUUGUUAGGUUUUCCAUGGAUGGUUUGCAAUAAAAUUUGGGCAUCACAUUGAACUGUUUAUGCAGACAAGGCCUUUGAGCCUGUUUAGUACUGUUACCAUAAAUGGGGAUUUUCCCUUGUGCUUUAUCAAGAAACAGAAGUUGUAAUACGAGGGAGAUUGCCUUAUCAAUUUGUUGCUGUUUCUUUUUU
Molecule: messenger RNA, 877 nt
Organism: Durio zibethinus
Lineage: Eukaryota; Viridiplantae; Streptophyta; Magnoliopsida; Malvales; Malvaceae
Product: putative glutathione S-transferase
Biological process (GO): glutathione metabolic process
Cellular component (GO): cytoplasm
Molecular function (GO): glutathione transferase activity
Source: RefSeq, a predicted model, not a curated record